Mycosarcoma maydis (corn smut) is the source of this 3399-nucleotide messenger RNA. RefSeq names its product histone deacetylase. Bases 1 to 3399 code for a protein of 1132 amino acids. The record is from RefSeq and is a predicted model, not a curated record. NCBI's taxonomy places the organism in Eukaryota, Fungi, Basidiomycota, Ustilaginomycetes, Ustilaginales. The transcript is spliced from 2 exons. Gene Ontology annotation, cellular component: nucleus. Gene Ontology annotation, molecular function: histone deacetylase activity.
AUGGACUAUGUCGCUGCACCACCAACAGGCGUUCUGCCCGGUACGAGCUCAACUCGCGCUGUGCGGACUGCUGCAAGUACAACUUCAGCGCAAUCUGCGGCAGAGCUGGAUAUAUUGCUGGCUCCCUCCGUACUGAAACACAGAUACGUGCGCGGUGUAGACAAGAGCCUGAUCGUCGAACGACCAGAGCGUAUCCGCGCAGUGCUCCUCGGAAUCGCAACAGCUAUCGGCAAGUCGUCGUCCGAACAGCCGCAUGAUCCUACCAUGGCUCUUCACACAUCCCAACGUUCUCCAUCUAAAGCUCCUUCGCAACAGCAGAACACGAUCCAUCUAGCGAGCUCGAUUGAUUCAUCCGUAGCCAGAACGACCACGCAUGUCUCUUGCGCACCACUCCCAGCCAACACGCCAUCUCAACAAGACCAAGAUGACGAUCUGGUAGCUCGACUCAGUUCGCUUUCCGUGCAGGCUACCGCAGCUCAACAUCCCACCUCUCCGGCCCAGCAAAAGUUCCGUGUGCUUCAUUCGACAAGAUCUCUUCCGCUGGAUCCACCCCAUCCUGCCGUAGCUUUUACCCAUGCACACUCGGACGAAGUCGUCUCGCUGCUCGAAACCGCUUACGGUCAAGCCAGACAGAAACGUCGCGAGGCACGCACAGCGACCUCGACUUGCACGCAAGCCUCUGAUGCCUUAAUAGAUGCAAGUCAGUUCAAGCCCGAACGUGAGACUACGCCUACACCUGCGUCCGUCGCGGCUGGUCCGCCAUCACAACAGCAAGCCGCCUCUUCUCUUUCUCCAGCGCGUACGUCCCACGCUGCGUACCUCGAAUACCUCUGUAACAAAGCACCUAAUCAUCCACCGCAGUCUCACCGCAAACCUCACCAAACCUCACCUUCAAAAUCGAUACCCGAGGACAGCGAGACCUACACUUCGAGCGAUGGCGAGGGUGACGAUGCAAUGCAUCUCUCCGAGGUUCCUGAGCACUUGCCCCAAGGUGAUCUGUACCUUGCAGGCCCCUCUGACCAAUCUGGGAUGGAUGGUGGAUCUGCAGAGGCAAUUCGACACGCCAUGGGUGCCUGCUGCGAAGCCGUAGACCGUGUUGUGUCAGCAGCAGCAUCUACGACCAUGGCAUCACCAACAUUGUCUCCUCUUCGUGAGAUCAAGGUCCAAGACUCGACCCACUUAAACGUCACGGAAAGCCUUGCAUCGAACGAUGAUAACGAAACAGCUCCGGCCGCCAAACGUGCAUUCGUUCUUAGCCGGCCGCCUGGGCACCACUGCUCCGGAUCAACACCACAAGGUUUCUGCUGGGUCAACAAUGCAAUCGUCGCCGCAGCGCACGCUUACCACGAACACAGCAUCGAUCGCGUCGUCAUAUUUGAUAUUGACCUGCAUCACGGUAACGGCACGCAGAACCUGGCAUGGCGAAUCAAUGCCGACGCCAACAAACACGAUGAUCAGCGCACCGAGCGUAUCGCCAGCCUGCGUGUGGCUGCGCUCGAAAGGGCAAGACAGGCACUCGGAAGCGGCAGCGGUCGCGCACAUGCCAGCAGGCUCGCCAAAGUAGCGCUGACCGAACACGACGAAGCCGAGGUGAAACGCCAAGCGGGUCCACGAGCGCUGAGACUCUUCUACAGCUCGUUGCACGACAUUGAAUCCUUCCCUUGUGAAGACGGCGAUCCAGGAAUGAUCAAGGAUGCAAGCACGUGUGUCGAAGGCGCACACGGUCAGUGGAUCUGGAAUAUUCACCUGGAUCACUAUCGAACUGAAUCCGACUUCCGUCGGCUGUACGACGACAAGUACAAGAUCGUGUUCAGCAAAGCCGCGCGGUUCCUCGGCGCGACAUGUGCUACACAGCAAAACACGCUCGUUCUCAUAUCAGCAGGAUUCGAUGCGUGUGCGUACGAAUAUCCCGGCAUGCAACGUCACGGAAAGCACGUCCCACCUUCGUUCUACCACAUGUUUGCGCGCGACGCUGUGCAUUUCGCCGAUGCACACGCAGACGGAAAGCUCGUCUCGGUACUCGAAGGCGGAUACAGCGAUCGUGCGUUGUGUUCAGCCGCACUGGCACACGUUACUGGUCUCGCUGUGCGUGUCGAUUCAGCAGCAAGUUCGGUCGUAGGAGGCGAGGCGGAGACCGAGUAUUGGAAAUUGGAGAAUCUGAUCGCGGUCGAAAAGGUGGCCAAGAAGAUGGCGGCUCACGCUGCUGCUGCAGUGUCGGGUGCGGCACCCAGCACCAACACGACGCCCAAACGGAGACAAGCCGAAUUGGCACCUUGGCUGUCGCUCACUUCCAAGGCGUUUGCUGCUUUCGAACAGGCGUGCGGCAAAGGUAACGUUGUUCCGCUGGGAAUCGGUGCUACGCCGUCGACGAGGUCGUCCGCGACGACAAACACGACCAACAGUCCAGCGAUAGGUGCAGGUGGGAGAGUGUUGCGAGAUCGAGGCGCUUUGAGGACGCGUCCCGGUGCGUGGGAGAGCGCGACAUCGACACCACACGCGAGGCGCGCCGCAAGCCCGACCAAGACAGCGGGAAGAAAGGACAGCCCGAUCAAGAAGGAGUCGCCGUCGAGCGUGACAAGUGUCGGCGGUGUGGUCGACGCUUCUGCGACGCCAGUCAUGGCGGAUACACAGCGGGGCUUGGUGGAUGAUUCCAUGUCGAUGGAUACGGAUACGCCGACAAAAUCUGUUACGAGUGAUGCACGUGUGCGAUCGUUGCGCUUGCCAUCGCCUCUCAAGUCUAUUCACCAGUCCAAUGACAAUCGUGUGCGCAAAUCGGAUGUCGAAGCCGAUCAGCAGCGCCAAGCUAACAGUACGGAUCCUACCAUCGCUCCAACCCAAGUCGACCCAAGCGUACCUGCCGCACCGGUCGACACCAACACCUCUACCUUUCCUAGUGCUUUGUCAACGUAUGGCAACGCUGUGAGCACCGACGCCGAGGUAGCCGCUUCACCGAGCAUCGAGGACACAAUCAACGCAUCCACCACGCUGCGGUCUCGUACGUUGAGCUCUGCGCACGCCAGCUUGGUCGACACCUCGUUUCUGGCGCAUGCGCCAAUGCAUGUCGACGCUGCAGACACGCACGCAAGCUCGGAUUCGUUGGGACAACUCUACGACAACGGCGACUCUUGGAUACAUCAACACUCGUUGUUGGGUGGAGAACCAGAUGCGCCUGGAUCGCCCGAUUGGAGUGCAGCGCACGCGUGUGUUCCAAGCACAUACCAGGGCGAACCCGAAACACAGGCGCCAGCCACGUUGGGUACUGCAGUGACGUCUUCCGAAUUCACAGGCGCGGCUGGUGUGGAAAACCAGGCGUCUCGCCAACACCAGGCGCCCGUGUCGUCGAGCUCGUCGCUCUACCCCGACUUAGCCAGCUGCCACUUGGCGCAUCCUACGCAGUAA